AUGAGAGAAGACAACACUACAUCCUUCAGGAAGAUAUUGGUGCUAAACCAGCUGGAAGAGAAGAAGAAAGAAAGGAGAGAAAUAAAAAGAGAAUUAGAUACACUACAAACACAGAGACAAACAGCUUCCCAAGGAACCCCCCGUCCAGACAUUGAUGCCGCUCUCCAGUGCCGGCAGCAGAAGGAUUACCGCAAGAGAGAAAUGGCAUACUUAAGAAACUUAGAAUUGAAAGAAACUGCAAAAAACCUGAAAGCAAACCAAGAAAUAACAAUAAGAAGGGCAGACAAAGCUGCUGCCCUAGUGCUCAUCAAGACCUCUGAAUACUACGAGAAACUGGACCAAAUACUGGCUGAUCAAUCCAAAUUCAGAAAAAUCAACACGAACCCCAUCGAAGACAUCCGACAAGGCAUUAAUAGGACGGUCGAAAGAAUCGAUGCCGCUAGGAAUGCUCCCAUGCUUCCCCUUGCCCAGGGUGACUUUAAUCCAGGGUAUAUUUACGGCACCGUUAAAAUCCACAAGCCUGGUAAUCCUCUCUGCCCUAUUAUAAGCCAAAUCCCAACCCCAACUUACAAAAUCGCGAAGAGACUCAAUGAACUCCUCAUGCCAUAUAUCCCUGACAGGUAUUGUUUACAGUCGUCUACCAACUUUUUACGUGAUCUCCGAGACUCUCCGUCUACAGGUAUCAUCGCCUCUCUUGACGUCGAGGGCCUCUUCACGAACGUUCCUGUCGACGAGACGAUUGAACACAUCCUUGAUAGAGUAUAUAGAUGUGAAGACACACAGGCUUUGAACAUUCCCGUGGAAGCCCUAAACCUUGGACAGAUUGACGGUGUGGCAAUGGGAUACCCAUUAGGGGUUCUAUUUGCCAACUUCUACAUGAGUGUCGUCGAAGAAAGGGUUUUCAAUAAGAUCCCCUGCCCUCCCCAAUACUACCGCUACAUAGACGACACCUUCAUAAGAGUUGACUUAGAAGAGGACCUGGAAACUUUAAGAAAGAUUUUCAAAGAAUGCUCUGUCCUCCAUUUCACGUGUGAACGCAGCGUUGUCGGUGCCCUACCCUUCCUGGACCUCAUCGCCAAAACAAUGAGUGCCAAACUGUCUAUCGCCAAAAUGGCGGCGCCAAAUCGUCAGCGCCAAAGAGUCGGCGCCAAAUCGUCCUGUUCCGAUAAAAUUAGCCUCAUAAUUUAUUACAAAAACAUGAAAACCAGCCAGCUGCUUCUUAAAAACAACCCGGCGCCCCCAGAAACGUCUUUGAAGAGAAAGAGUGUCAUCUACGAAUUCACAUGCUCGGGGGAUGGAUGA
This is a messenger RNA of Macrobrachium nipponense, 1302 nucleotides long. RefSeq lists its product as uncharacterized. The transcript is spliced from 4 exons. Bases 1 to 1302 code for a protein of 433 amino acids. The record is from RefSeq and is a predicted model, not a curated record. Lineage: Eukaryota; Metazoa; Arthropoda; Malacostraca; Decapoda; Palaemonidae.